Messenger RNA from Entelurus aequoreus (snake pipefish), 2684 nucleotides. Its product is annotated as zinc finger and SCAN domain-containing protein 31-like. The coding region runs from base 295 to 1617 and encodes 440 amino acids. Gene Ontology annotation, biological process: central nervous system development; regulation of transcription by RNA polymerase II. Gene Ontology annotation, cellular component: nucleus. Gene Ontology annotation, molecular function: DNA-binding transcription factor activity, RNA polymerase II-specific; RNA polymerase II cis-regulatory region sequence-specific DNA binding. The transcript is spliced from 2 exons. NCBI's taxonomy places the organism in Eukaryota, Metazoa, Chordata, Actinopteri, Syngnathiformes, Syngnathidae. The record is from RefSeq and is a predicted model, not a curated record.
CACAUCGACUGAGAAAGACGUGAACAAGACGCUAAUAAGUCAGUCUUGUAUUAUUUGUUCUCCAGUUUGAAAUAUUUACGUCGUAUAAAAUACAUAUUUUAUUCUUUAUUCAAGGAUAAAGUCGUCUCGAUGCGCUAGAAGCACUGUGCCGCUCCUCCUGCUAUAUUUGCUUGUUAGUUAGCUUAGCUCGCUAGUUAGCUUAGCUUGUUAGCUGCUAACAGAAGACACAGAAGUUAUCAACACAUUGCUAAGUAGAGAUCAAGUGUGAGAGUAAAGUGUUGUGAUUGUGUGAAAAUGUCUACAUUACAAAUGUUGAGAGCGUUGGUGGAUCAGCGACUAACUGCUGCCGCUGAAGAAAUAUUUGUAGUGUUAGAAAGAAAGAUAGCAGAAUACGAGGCGGAACUUUCUAGAGAAAAAGAGGAGAACAAUCAACUACUGGACGCUGUUUUCAAGAAACAUCAAGUUGUGUUACACAGAACAGACGUCGAAGAAGAACAUCUUCCUCAUGAGCUGGAAGAAGAGCCACAGCCCCACCACAUUAAAGAGGAAGAAGAGGUACCACAUUCCCAACACAUUAAGGAGGGAGGAGAGGAGCCACAGCCCCCCCAUAUUAAAGAGGAACACGAGACACCACAGACCCGUAGUGGUAAACUUACCCUUCACAUUAAAGGUCAAGCGGAGGACCCACUGAUCUUACACAUCAAAAAUGAAGAGGAGGACCCACUGACCCCUCACUUUAAGGAGCAAGAGAACCCGCUGACCCCUCAUAUUAAAGAGGAAAAGGAGGAUCCACUGAACCCCUACUUUAAAGAGGAAGAGGAGCACCAAGAGCGGCUGCACAUUAAAGAGGAAGAGGAGGAACACGGCAUCAGUCAGCCUAAAUGGUUGGAGGAGUUCCCAGUGACUGGUGUCCCUGUGAAGAGUGAAGAUGAUGAGGUCAAAGGUGAAAGUGAGGAGAAGAGAGAGGCGGAGCCUCCAAGCAGCAGCUCAACACAACACAUGACAACAGAAGCUGAUGGAGACCACUGUGGAGGAUCACAAGCAGACAAGCUCUUAGCUCCACUAUCAGAUAGUGAGGACACAACGUCACACUCUCCUGACACUGAUGAUGAAGACUCUAAAGAUGAUAAGACAUGUCACACUGACAACACUCACUUCAAAUGUUCUCACUGUGACAAAACCUUUAAAUACCAUAGUCUUCUGAAAAGACACAUGAGAAGACACACUGGAGAAAAACCUUUUCCUUGCUCAGUAUGUGGAAAAUGUUUAGUAACUAGUUGCAAUUUGAAAGUACACAUGAGAACACACACCGGAGAAAAACCUUUUAUCUGUUCACUCUGUGGUAAAGGUUAUGUACAAAGUCACAAUUUGAAAGUACACAUGAGAACACACACUGGUGAAAAACCUUUUUCUUGUUCAAUCUGUGGUAAAGGUUUUGCACAAAGUUCAUCUUUGGUAAAACACAGAAGAAGACACACCGGAGAAAAACCUUUUGCUUGUUCAAUCUGUGGUAAAGGUUUUGUUCUAAGUAACAAUUUGAAAGUGCACAUGAGGGUGAAAAAUCACAUUCCUGUUCAAUCUGCAACAGAAGCUUUUGUGACCAAUCAAACCUUGUAGCACACAUGAGAACACACACAGGAGAGAAAGUGUUGAGUUGCAGUGUGUGUGGUGAAAGAUUCUCUUCUAAGUACCAGUGUAAGAAACACAAGUGUGCUGGUGAGAACAGCAGCAGCAAAUGAAACUGCAGGAUUUGAAAUAAACUGUCACAACUUUAAUUUUGACUUUCUAACAACAUCAGCACAUAUAACAUGUGUGACAUUGUUGUUUAAGUAAUAAUGCUGUAACAUGCUUCUAUAUUUAUACACCCAUUUUUUUCCCAGUCCAUUACAUGCAUUAAUAUGCAACAUUGUGUACUUUUACAUUGAUAUAAACUAUUACAAGAAGAACAAUUUUACUAAAAAGGUCUGUAAAUCCAAAACAGUACAAAACAUGUGCUACAUUCAAUUAAUAUUUAGUGUAUAUACAUUUUAUACAAUAUAAUUUCCUUUUGAAAUGUAUGACUAUGUGUAACAGUAACAUUGUUGUUUGUGUAACAAUAUUGUAAUUAUGUUUCUAAAUUUAUAGAUUAGAUAUUUUGUAUUACUGUUUUUUUUUAGUCAAGUACAUGCAUUAAUAUGCAACAUUGUGUACUUUUAUUAAAAAUUUAACAGAACAAUUUGACUGAAAAGGUGAGAGUAAACAGUACAAGACAUAUUUUACAUACAUUAAAACAAUUUAAGUGUAUAUAUAUUCAUCAUACAAUAUUAGACUUUUUCAUAAUAGUGUUUUUUUUAUAGGUGUUUGAAAUAUUGAUGUGUGACAUAUUUGUAUUUCUAAUUAUUAAUGAUCCCAUAGAUUAGCACCUUUAUAUGAUAUACAUAUGACCACUUCAGGAAACAUGAUUUUUUACGUUAUACAUCAUUUGAACAGUUGUCUUUCAUACAGUUUUAAAAUGUGACUUUAUGUGUCAUUUGUUGGGUCUCUGUAAUCAUUUGUAUUAAUUAUCUUAAUUACUCUCUUUUGUAAUAUGAUGAUUGUGUUGUGAUUGUUUUAUAUGUAUGUCCCCAGACCUUUAUGCAAUAUAAAAGUGAGAGAAAAUGGCUGAAUUGUUUGUGGAAGGAUGGUUUUGUUUUUACAAACUUACA